AUGGUGGAAUGUCACAGAUUUGUGCCUGCUGCUGGACAAAAGGGAAAGAAAAUCAAAGAAGUCAAGUGCCAUUGUGGAGAGGUGCUAAAUGAACAUGCCUGGGUGGCAAGCAAAAAACUGGCCAAGACUAGUGAAAAAGUCCUUGACAUUGCAGAGAGACCUAUAGUACCAGCUGAGCAGAAGCUUAUUUUCCAAGACAUAAAUCUUGACGAUCCAAGUCCGGACAACAUUCCCCAACUUGAGUGGAGCAGGGAUGAGGCUUUCAGCAAGAAGGUUACCAAUGCCUUCGGGGAAAUUGACUUUGUCAAUGUUGAGCACGUGGGCGGGAAAAAGCCUGCAAAGUACAUUCGACUCAGCGUUGACAACUCAGUGGACGACUUAUUUGAGAUGAUGAAGACUCACUGGAACAUCAUGGAGCCCCAGGCCCCUAAUCUUGUCAUCUCAGUGGUGGGUGGGGCAAAGAACUUCAAACUGGACGGUAGAAACAGAACCACCUUCGCUAACGGCCUUAUUAAGACUGUGCAGGCGACAUCGGCUUGGCUCAUUACUUCGGGAUUUAACAUGGGCGUGAUGAAGGCAGUGGGUCAGGCAGUGGCGCAGGGACAGUCGUUCGUCUGGACCGAGGAUCGCAUGACACCCCGGCUACGGUGCAUAGGGAUCGCACCCUGGGGAUAUGUGCGCGACAGGAAGUGCCUGGAGGAGACUGAGGAAGGCAAGGGUUGUUUUUACGCCAAAUAUCGCACCAGCAACGUGAUAUUACACGGUGAGCCGGUUCCCUUAAAUGCAGACCACACGCAUUUCCUUUUUGUGGACGAUGGUUACCGGAACCGGUAUGGCGGCGUGGCUAAAAUGAGAUCAAAGAUCGAGCAGAAGAUCUCAGAACCUCACGAGACGGAUGGUCUGGGUAUUCCCGUAGUGCUGGUGGUGGUGGAGGGAGGUACUGAUGCCAUCGACGACGCCAUGUCCUCCAUUUUGCAUCAGAUUCCUGUGGUCGUCUGCUCGGGCACAGGCCGGGCGGCUGAUAUACUAUCCUACGCUUACUCGCACACAAAGAAAAUAUACAGAGAAUUAACCGGUCCCAUGGUCGGAGAGAUCUCUGACAAGCACCUGAAAAAGCUGAGGGAGAAGAUUGUCACGGCAUUUGCCAAGUCGUGGGAGGAGGCUGAAGUGCAGGAGAGAACAGACAGCACACUGGAGUCAGUGCAGAAAUGCUGUCAAAACCCGGACCUGCUGACGGUGUUCAACAUGAAUAAACACGACGAGCUAGACCUUGCCAUACUAUCUGUGCUGCUGAAGUCACAUUCAGGGGCAGAUAAAUGCCAACGAGAUCAGCAGCUCAAACUUGCACUCAUGUGGAAUCGCGUGGACAUUGCACGUGAAGAGAUCUUCCGAGAAGACGUUUUAUGGGAACAAGGGAGCCUUGACGAGAUGCUGACAGAGGCAAUCGUGUCUGACAAGGUGGCCUUUAUGAGGCUCAUCCUCGAGCAAGGGGUCAUUAUUACGGAGUUUUUGACCGACGUUAGGCUCCAGACGCUAUACAGCAAGGUAGAGAAAACCCACCCAAUCUACAAGCUUCUCCUCAAGCUGACGGGACAGACUAAGCUCAGUCUUGAAAAUGUGGCACGUUUUUUGGCUAUAUUGCUUGACAGACAAGAGUUAGCCAAGUUCUGUUGGGAGAUGGGAGAUGAGCCUGUGAUAAGUGCCAUUGUAGUGACACGCCUAUACAGCGCACUGGCACGUAAAAUGACACGCGAUGAGUCCAGCGUCCGUGAAACCGUGGAGGCAUACAAAGUGGAGUUUGAAACCCUUGCGACCAGUGUUUUAAACGAAUGCUACGAACGUGAUCAAGAACAUGCAAUACUGAUUGUUGAACGCAAAUCACCUGUCUGGAAUGGGUUGUCUGCUCUGCAGAUUGCAUCUGUGUCAGACGAUCAGAUGUUCAUUGCCUCUGGAGCGUGCCAAAGUUCCAUCGAGUCCACCUGGAAACAAGGCAUCUUGAGCAGCUGGGAAAAGGUAUUCAUGGCGAUGAUCUGCCCCAUACUUAUAGUGUGUAAAAUGGAGUUCGUGAAUGUUGGACAGAAACCACUCACCUGGUAUCAGCGUCUUGCAACCUUCUACUCCUCCCCGAUAUCAAAAUUUUAUCACGGAAUGUUAAUGUACUUGGUUUUCCUGGGCAUUUUCUCGUACCUGGUGCUGUUGGAUUUCGACCCUGACAGAGUAACGGUCCUCGAGUACGUGUGCAUUGUCUGGGUGUUCACUAUGACUGUGGACCAGAUACAUGUGUUUAUAUCGUUCCCGUCGCCAACUUUUCUCUCCUUGAUCCGUGACUGGUAUGGGUUCGUGGGCUGCAUGGAGGCUGUCAACCUGCUGUUGUGUAUCCUGGGGUUCGUGCUCCAUCACCUCGGUUACCCAUCAGUCACCAAGGUAUUGUACUGCCUCAACUCUGUGGUGUUCAUUGCGAAAAUCAACAAGUUCUACAGGACCAGUUGCAACGUGGGUCCCAAGAUGGUCAUGGUUCGCAGGAUGUUUAGAGAGAUGGGUCUGUUCCUGGUGGUCAUGAUUGUGAUCCUGUUGGCGUACGGCAUAGCAGCCCAGGGUCUCCUGUACACGGAGCGCUCCCCCAGCUGGGCCAUAAUCAAGGACGUCUUCUAUUUCCCGUACUGGAUGAUCUAUGGGGAAAUCUUUUUCAAGUCCAUUGGGGAAUGUGACGGAGACAAAGCUUGCAACUCUACGUGUUUGGCGGGGGAGAGGGACUGUCUUACCCCUCAUUGGAUGGUUCCCUUCAUCCUUGCAGCCUACCUCAUGAUUGGCGGCAUCCUUCUUCUGAACCUGCUUAUAGCCAUAUUCAGCAACGUGUUCAACUCAGUGGAAAGGAACUCUUUCCAGAUCUGGAAGUUUGAGAUGUACUACCUGGUGAUGGAAUACUCCAACAAAACGUUCCUCGUGCCUCCGUUGAGCAUCCUCGUACACGUCUACCUGGUGGUGACCUCCAUCGUCAAGAAGUUGGGCUGGAGUAAACCCAGGGAUGGGCAGUGGCUGGACAAGAAGCAUCAAGAGUACCUGCAGAUAUUUGAGAAGACGAUGAUGUCUGAUUUUCUUAGAAGGAAACGAGAGGCUGACCAGAACAGCCUUGAUACAAGGGUGCAGAACCUUGAAAAAAGGGUGGAUCUGCAGAUCAAGCUGAUUGAGGAUGAAGUAUUAGGUGACAAUCACCAGCGAGAGUUCCCAGAGUUCCCCGCUGGCACAAUCAUCACUAUCGUCAUUGGAAGCGACGGGAGUCCGACAAUUGUGAGGGCGCGUCCCCCUUCUGCCUUGUCAAAGGACGAUGGAACAGGUGAUGUUGCCAAGGAGGAUCAAAAUAGAGCAGCAACAGCAAAAUCUGAUGGAAUAAACAAUAUUGAUGAAGAUGAAAAGAAGAUUAAGAAUGACGCUUAUGUUGACAGAGAAAUAACUGAAGCUGAAAAGGAAAUGGUCAAACACAACAUGAGGGCAGAAAAGAAGGAGCGACGAAGAAAAAGAAGAGAACGAAGAGAAAAGAGACUGAAAGUUUAA
Dreissena polymorpha is the source of this 3552-nucleotide messenger RNA. RefSeq names its product transient receptor potential cation channel subfamily M member 6-like. NCBI's taxonomy places the organism in Eukaryota, Metazoa, Mollusca, Bivalvia, Myida, Dreissenidae. Gene Ontology annotation, cellular component: membrane. Gene Ontology annotation, biological process: monoatomic cation transmembrane transport. The record is from RefSeq and is a predicted model, not a curated record. The transcript is spliced from 23 exons. Bases 1 to 3552 code for a protein of 1183 amino acids. Gene Ontology annotation, molecular function: monoatomic cation channel activity.